This is a messenger RNA of Monomorium pharaonis (pharaoh ant), 679 nucleotides long. RefSeq names its product eclosion hormone (gene Eh). The record is from RefSeq and is a predicted model, not a curated record. NCBI's taxonomy places the organism in Eukaryota, Metazoa, Arthropoda, Insecta, Hymenoptera, Formicidae. Gene Ontology annotation, molecular function: ecdysis-triggering hormone activity. The transcript is spliced from 3 exons. Gene Ontology annotation, biological process: ecdysis, chitin-based cuticle; neuropeptide signaling pathway. Bases 159 to 422 code for a protein of 87 amino acids.
UCGAAUUAAAGGAAGAUAAGCAGCGGGGGUUUCCCUAGCGCGAGGGUUGAAUCCGGCGUUUGCGGAUAUAUAAGACCGGCGAAGUCCGUUCAGUGUCAUUCGUCGGCCUUUAACAAUUCCAACAGCUUCACCUUCUCAAGCUGCCGUAUCCAUCAGUCAUGCCAAAUUCCUCAAACCGAAUCAUCGUACUGGUUCUCAUGAUUUUCGCCGUUCUCUGCUUUACAACAUCUAUAACUGAAGCCGAGCUAAAUAUUGGUGUUUGCAUACGAAACUGCGCGCAGUGCAGAAAGAUGUUCGGCACGUAUUUCAUGGGACAGAAGUGCGCGGACUUUUGCGUAAAGUACAAGGGAAAGCUCAUUCCGGACUGCGAGGACGAGUUCUCUAUUCGCCCUUUCCUACAAGAGCCCGAGAACGAUUAUUAAUUUUCAGAAUCGAUAGGAAUUUCUUCACUUUGAUCCUCUAUUUUUAUCCUUUUAAUAUUAAACCGCCUAAGAGUUGUAUACCAUAGGAAAAUGCGAAUUUUGACGAAAAUAAUAAAUUUAUUUAUUAUAGCAUAUGCUUGAAUAUACAUAAAUCUAUAAUGUAUGUGCAGAUUUACAAUUUUCAUCACAAAAGUUGUAAAGACAUUCUAUUAUAACCGAACAUAAUUCAAAUAAAGUAUGAAAAAAAUACGAAAAAA